Messenger RNA from Ceraceosorus guamensis, 2410 nucleotides. RefSeq lists its product as hypothetical. Gene Ontology annotation, biological process: regulation of DNA-templated transcription; nuclear-transcribed mRNA poly(A) tail shortening. Gene Ontology annotation, cellular component: nucleus; P-body; CCR4-NOT core complex. NCBI's taxonomy places the organism in Eukaryota, Fungi, Basidiomycota, Exobasidiomycetes, Ceraceosorales, Ceraceosoraceae. The record is from RefSeq and is a predicted model, not a curated record. The transcript is spliced from 10 exons. The coding region runs from base 232 to 2283 and encodes 683 amino acids.
CUGCAGUGGUCGCACAGGAGCGAUUGCAACUGCUACGACUCGCUCAAUUGGUGAUCACUACUACAAUCAUCUGAGAUCACAUUGCUGGAUCCCCUUGAGCUCCAUAGGUCGCGAGCACGACCCCCAGUGCGCCUGAUCGCAAAGUCUACACUCUGUAGGAGCGCGCAGGAGGCUCAGCUUGUAGCAUUGGUCACCUGAGCAAGCGUGUCCACACGCAUACAUUUCGUCAAUAUGGCAGCCAGAAAGCUUGCUGCGGAGAUUGACCGCACACUCAAAAAGGUGGCGGAAGGUGUGCAGGCAUUCGAAGACUUGUAUGACAAAAUGCAAAUGUCCACGAAUCAAGGGCAAAAGGAGAAGAUGGAGGCUGAUCUAAAGACGCAGAUUAAGAAGUUGCAAAGAAUGAGAGACUCGAUCAAGACUUGGUUGCAGAGCAAUGACAUCAAGGAUAAAAAGGCACUGCUGGACAAUAGGAAACUCAUCGAGCUGCAAAUGGAGAAGUUCAAGCAGUGCGAGAAAGAGAUGAAGACCAAAGCUUUCUCAAAAGAAGGUCUUAUAGCCGCCGCUCGUCUGGAUCCCGCAGAAAGAGCCAAGCUCGAACUCACACAGUGGUUGACCAACAAUGUGGACGAGCUGUCACAUCAAAUGGAAGCUGCAGAGGCUGAGGUGGAGCAAUUGGCAGGGUCAGGCAAAAAGAAGAAAGGAGCGGGAGGCGCGGCAGCUGAGCGUUCUGCAGAGCUGGAAAGACUCAAUGAGAGAAGGACAUGGCACAUCAGCAAGCUGGAGCUGAUUUUGCGGUUGAUAGAGAAUGGUAACUUAGACACGGAACAGGUGUCGAGUAUCAAGGAAGACGUCGCCUACUUUGUCGAAUCUAACGCGGACGAGGAUUUCGAAGAGGACGAGGGCAUUUAUGAUGAGUUCAACCUUGACGAACAAGAGGAGGCGUUCGGACUCAAGGAGAAUGAAGAAGACGAAAGUGGCGAUGACGACUCCGCAUCGGAAGAAGCGCCACUUCCAAAACCUGCUGUCAAGCCCAAGAAAGAAGAGAAAGAGGAAGUGGUCAAGAAACCUCCGGCCAGAAAAGCCUCGGAUGUCAGUAGAGAUAGCAAGCCGGCCGUGGUCACCAAAGCAGCACCAACUCCUACGAGUGCUGCUGCGCCCCCGCAUUCGCCUGUCGCUACAGCUUCCAUGACCUCUCCUCCAAAGCCAGCAGCAGCCCCUUUACCUCCGAUUCGAUAUGCAGCCGCAGCCGCUGCUGCAGUCGCGCAAUCAUCUGGUGGUCCUGCUCCCACAGCGUCUCUCUCGCCGACAACUACAACAUCGCAGCUCCCAGAUGGUUCUAGAUCGCCGUCGUCUUCGAAAGCUGCAUUGGAAGAUGCAGCAUCCUCGCCUGCUCCGUCUCUCGCUCCUUCCACCGACACAGCGCCUACUGCAGACGGAAUCACUGCGAGUGCUACCAACGGUCCGCCCGGUCUGGCUGCGCGGCCUGCGAAUGGAUCCGCAAAGAACUCUCCAGCUCCCAGGCACGCGACCAUCAAACCGGCGCCAUCUCCUCUCGCGAGCACGUCUGCUGCUCCGGGUGCCCCCGUCGAAGGCAACAGCGGCGGCGCUCAAAGGAACGCAUACACCGACGACUCAGCUGUGCCACAGGAGGAGACAAGUGAAUAUCAGCCUGCACAACUGGCGGCGAGCUCUGCCGCUGCGAGUCUGGUCCAGCCUUCCGGCGGAGGAGCUGGCACCUCAAGCGAGCAGGCCGCUGCGCAGCGUGAGCAGGGCACAGAGCCCAGAUUGCCAAACAGCUUGAGCGACCUGGUCACCAGCUUCGACGCCGCGAAACACAAGUCACUUGAAAGGGGAGAUAACCUCGACGAACUCCACAAGACUCUCCAAGCAAGUGCGCUGGGUGUUCCCGAACCUCAGGACAGCGAUGCGCCGCGAUACUAUCGACCCCAAAAUCCCUGGGCGUCACCUUCUUGGUACCCGCAGCAGCCUCUGAGCAUCUUCGACAACCCGGCGCUGUACAGCAAAGUUGAAGACGACACUCUCUUCUUCAUUUUCUACUACUCGCAAAGGGAAUACCAUCGGUACCUUGCCGCCAACGAGCUCAAGCGCCAAUCCUGGCGAUUCUCGCUGCGCUUUGGCACAUGGUUCCAAAGAUAUGCUCAGCCCAAGGUUGUUCACGAUGACUACGAGGAAGGGUCCUACAUCUAUUUCGACUUUGAGAAUUCAUGGCAGCAAAGGAGAAAGCAGACAUUCCGAUUCGAGUACCAGUACCUGGCUCCUUGAGAUUUCAGCGCAGAGAUGCCAUCUGUAUUCUAUGCUUCACGUGCCACCUGACCCGACAACGUGGUCACGAAAUUCAUAACAAAGAUGCCUGCAUCACAGCGGCUCUUUGAACGAUUGCCCAAGAUCU